AUGACCAACAAAGAUCCCGCCCUCAAAUCAGAGUUGGUAAUUGGCACUCGGAACUCCAAAUUGGCCGUGGUGCAGGCUGAGCGUGUCUCACAAGCACUAGCGGAUGCCCACCCGCAGAUCAAAUUCCCAUGGCAGCCAAUUGUUGUACGUGGGGAUGCUGAUAAAACAACCCCCUUUCUCAAGUUCGGUGGGCCAUCCGACGCUGCAAAGAACAUCUGGACCGAGGAGAUGGAGACCAAACUGUAUGCCGGCGAGUUAGAUCUCCUGGUGCACUGCUUGAAGGAUAUGCCGACCAACCUGCCAAGCAAAUGCAUUCUUGGGGCAAUUGUGCAUCGUGAAGAUCCCACAGAUGCCCUGGUCAUCAAGGACAGUCUUCGAGAACAAUAUACGGACCUGGCUCAGCUUCCCCGUGGGGCGGUAGUGGGGACUAGUUCCACGCGACGCAAAGCACUGAUCAAAAGCAAGUACCCAUAUUUAAUAGUGGAGGAAUGUCGUGGUAAUCUCGACACCCGUCUUCGAAAGCUUGAUGACCUGGAGGGUCCGUACUCUGCUAUUAUCGUCGCCACGGCAGGUCUGAACCGCAUCAACUUAUCUCACCGAAUUACCAAGACCCUGUCGGCAUCUGAAUUUCCAUAUGCAGUGGGCCAAGGCGCGCUGGGUAUUGAGGUCCGCGCUGAUGAAUCCUCAACGCUGGGGGUUGUUCGCAAGAUCGAGGAGCUCCCGACCCGCUGGAUUUGCCUCGCGGAGCGAGCAAUGCUACGCACACUCCAGGGCGGAUGCUCCUCCCCAGUGGCAGUGAAUUGUAUUAUAGAAAACCAAGGCGAAAUCCCAGAAGCUGGUCUUCGCCUGCGACUAGAAGGUACCAUUAUCCAUCCUCAUGGGUUGAGCAAGGUAUCUGCCUCGGCAGUCCUAAAUGUGAGCAGUGAUACUGAAGCGGAGGCUCUCGGUGCCACGGUGGCUAAGCGACUGGAGGAUAAUGGAGGGCGAACUCUGUUGAAUGAAAUCAAUAUUCUGCAGAAAAAUGCGCUGGAGAAGGCUACUGGUGCCUAA
Messenger RNA from Penicillium macrosclerotiorum, 1050 nucleotides. RefSeq names its product porphobilinogen deaminase. Lineage: Eukaryota; Fungi; Ascomycota; Eurotiomycetes; Eurotiales; Aspergillaceae. The record is from RefSeq and is a predicted model, not a curated record. The transcript has 2 exons. Bases 1 to 1050 code for a protein of 349 amino acids. Gene Ontology annotation, cellular component: cytoplasm. Gene Ontology annotation, biological process: heme biosynthetic process. Gene Ontology annotation, molecular function: hydroxymethylbilane synthase activity.